AUGGCUAGUGUCAGUGCUACGAAGCGAUCGUUUCCUAGUGACAACGAGAGUGAUGACGACAACCUUCCUACACCACCGAAGCGUCGUUGGCUCCAAUGUUAUAAAGACGAUAUUGAGGAACAACAAGGUGCUAGGGAAGAACACCGCUUGGAUGUUGCCUCGGUCUCUGACGGAGAACAUCAUGUGUCACCGGUUGUUCAAAGUCCUACCAAGCGGCCGUUUCCUACUGACAACGACAGCGAUAACGAGACCCGUCCUACACCACCGAAGCGUCGUCGACCCCAACAUAGUGAGUUCGAUAUUUCGGAACAACUACAAGGUGCUACUGAGAUGAUGGACAUUCGAGAGCAGGAAGAAGAUGUUUCGGAUGUCGUGCAGGUUCUACCUGUCAGGAGAGCCGAUACAAAAACAUUAAAAUUCUGUGAUGUAUGUCACCUCAGUAUUACUAGGAAAAACUGGGCCCGUCAUACUGGGAGUAGAGCUCACCAAGCGGCGUGGAUACAAAAACAGCAACUAAACCGGCCAUCCGUCAUAGUUCAGCCAUCCAUCAUAGUUCGGCCAUCCAUCAUAGUGCAAGUCCCACGUAAGCCUCUGCUGCCACCUAAACUUGAAAUCAUCCAAUCUAAAACGGCGUUCAGAGGUCGAAUGAAGACGUUCGAGAUCAAUAAUGUCAAAGUAAUAAAUGGUUACAAAAGUGUUGAAACUUUUAUCGAAGAUUCCAAAAAACUUAUAAUUGAAAAGGUUCGUGAUGAGGGAACUUCAUUGAAAAUCCAACUUAUCCUUAAGGCAAAGUUUGCUAAAGGGAUUACGGAAAAAGAUGAAUCUGAUUUCGAAUUCAAAACGAAAAACAUCAUCAUUUACGAAGAUUCUAAUCUAUCAGAUUUGUUAAAUGAGGCAAAACAAAAACUAUUGACUGAGAUGGAAAGUUUUAAUCACAAAGGCUCCAAUUGGAACAUGAAAACGAUUGAAUGUCUUCUUUUACAUAUCAACCGACUUAAGCCUUUGAAAGGGUCUAGUUACAUAGCCCUGCCAGAAAAAAUUCGCUUGAAACGUGCUGUUGUAAACAUAAAAAAUAAUGACCAGCGUUGCUUCAUGUGGUGUUGUCUAGCAGCACUCCACCCUCCAGAUGUACACCCGGAGCGGAUCGAAAGCUACACUGCUUAUGUUGAUGGAUUUCUCGAGUUAUUUGAUGGGAUAGAUUUUCCAGUCAAACUGACUGAUGUAAAAAAAUUUGAAAAGCGUGCAGGAUUAUCGAUCAAUGUUUAUGGUCUUGAAGAAAAUAGUGAUGUUUUUCCCUUGUGUGUGACAGAUGAAGAAAAGCCCGUGCAUGUAGACCUGUUGUUGGUUAAAGAUGGAACGAACUCACACUACUGUCUAAUCAAAAACCUAUCUCGUUUAGUUCGCAGUCAAGCUACAAAACAUCAUGGAAAAAGCUAUAUAUGCAGACGUUGUCUUCAGCACUUUCAUAAUGAAGACAAUUUGAAGACACAUAUGGAAGACUGCUCUAGACAUGAUGCCGUAAAAAUAAAGCUCCCUACCGCUGGAAAAAAUGACAAAAUAAGAUUUACAGAACACAAUAAAUCAAUGAAAGUUCCUUAUGUCAUUUAUGCCGAUCUGGAGAGCAUGCUCCUCCCGAUUUCUACUUGUGAACCAUCGGGAGUUGAUGAAAACGGUGCUAAGAGAUCGUACACAUACAGCUAUCAGAAACACGAAGCUAUAAGUUUCUGUUACUAUAUCUCUGACAGUGAAAAGCCUCCAACGACAUAUUUCGGGGAAGAUGCUGGACGAAAGUUUGUCGAGGCGUUGAAAAAGGAAGCCGUAGAGAUAAAACAAAUCUAUGAAAAGAUCAUUCCAAUGAAACCAUUGGAGGAAGAAGAGAUACGUAGACAUAAAGAAGCGGUAACCUGUCACAUCUGCCAGGAACCUCUUAAUGAAACCGACAAAGUGAGGGAUCACGACCACCUCACCGGUUUGUAUCGAGGCCCUGCCCAUUCCAAAUGUAACUUAUUGUUUACUAAGCCCAAAUUUAUUCCUGUUUUCUUGCACAACCUUUCUGGCUAUGACAUACAUCAGUUCAUCAAAGAAAUAGGACGACAAGGUGAGAAACUCAAAGUGAUUCCGCAAAAUGAUGAGCGAUAUAUAUCAUUCACCGUUCAAGUUAGGGGAGGGUUGGAACUAAGAUUCUUGGACUCUUUUAAGUUUUUAAGUGCAAGUUUAGACCAAUUGAUUAACAAUUUAACUACAGAUCAGUUGGAGCAUACAAAGAGAUUUGUCAGAUCAUCACAGAUAGAGUUGGUAACAAGAAAAGGGGUUUAUCCCUAUGACUUCAUGGAUAACAUAACAAAAUAUGAUAUGACAACUCUGCCGGAACUUCAUGAUUUCAAAAACAAAUUAAAUAAGUGUGAUGUAUCAGAAUCAGAUUAUGAGCAUGCUCAAAAGGUUUGGAAUGAGUUCAACAUCAAAGAUAUGAGAGAGUACACAUUGUUUUACAACAAGAUUGACGUCCUCCAGUUGGCAGACGUUAUGGAAAACUUCAGAGACGUUUGCCUUCAAACAUAUAGUCUCGAUCCAGCAUGGUACUUCACAUCUCCCGGAUUAGCCUGGUCGGCGAUGCUGAAACUCACUGAUGUAGAGCUCCAGUUACUAACCGACCCCGAUAUGAUUCUAAUGGUUGAAAAAGGAAUUCGUGGAGGUGUUUCGCAGUGUUGCUUGAGACAAGCUCGAGCCAACAACAAGUACAUGAGUCAAGGCUUCGAUGAGAACAAAGAACCUAGCUACCUGGUGUACUUAGAUGCGAAUAACCUAUAUGCUUGGGCUAUGUCGCAGGCGAUGCCAUUCGGUGACUUUAGAUGGCGAAAAGAUACUAAAAUAAAUGUUUUAGACAUCAGUGAUGACGCAGCCACCGGCUACAUUCUUGAAGUUGACCUCGAGUAUCCUGAAGAAAUUCAUGACCACCAUGCAGACUUUCCACUCGCACCUCACCACAUGAUUCCACCUGGGUCAAAAAUACCCAAACUAGUCACCACUUUGUACGACCGAUCUAGAUACGUUGUACACUACAGAAAUUUAAAACAGUAUCUAAACCUCGGAAUGAAACUAAAAAAUAUACAUCGGGUUCUUGAGUUUUCUCAAAAACCGUGGAUGAAACCAUACAUCGAUUUAAACACUAACAUGAGGACCAAGGCAAAGAAUAAAUUCGAAAUUGACUUCUACAAGCUUAUGAAUAACGCGGUAUUUGGGAAAACUAUGGAAAACCUUCGGAAUAGAGUGGAUGUUCGUCUGGUAACCGACGAACGACAGGCGGAUAAAUUCAUUGCCAAACCGACAUUCAAGAGUCGGAAAAUAUUUACGGACCAUCUUGCAGCUGUGCACAUGACCAAAACAUCACUUCUUUUCAACAAACCGAUUUACGUGGGGGCGGCUAUUCUAGAUGUGUCGAAAACCCUUAUAUACCGUUUCCACUAUCAAGUGAUGAAGAGCAGAUAUGGUGAUCGAGUCAUACUCACCUAUACUGAUACCGACUCACUGAUUUACAUCAUAUAUACAGAAGACUGGUACAUGGACAUGAAAGAAAUUAUUGACGAGUUCGACACGAGUGCAUAUCAAAGUGCCAACCCUUUUGGUAUGCCUCGAGUAAACAAAAAAGUUCUCGGAAAAAUGAAAGAUGAGCUGGAAGGUCUGAUCAUGGUUGAAUACGUUGGACUGAAGUCAAAAAUGUAUGCUACUGACGUAGAGGAAGGUUUGAAUUGUAUAAAAACAUCUAAAAAGGCUAAAGGAAUCAAGAAAUCAGUGGUGGAAAAUGAAAUCACAAUAGAUGACUAUCGCAGAUGUUUGAAGACUCUCGAAGAUGUGUACAGACAAAUCAACAGCAUCCGAAGCCACCUGCACGAUGUUUAUAGUACGACACAAUUCAAGAAAUCACUUUCGCCAAAGGACGACAAACGGUGUGUUCUUCGAGACGGAUUAAGGACGCUACCCUGGGGCCAUAGAAGAAUUCCUACUGAAUGUACAUAA
Molecule: messenger RNA, 4014 nt
Organism: Macrosteles quadrilineatus (aster leafhopper)
Lineage: Eukaryota; Metazoa; Arthropoda; Insecta; Hemiptera; Cicadellidae
Exons: 1
Coding region: 1-4014 (1337 amino acids)
Molecular function (GO): nucleic acid binding
Source: RefSeq, a predicted model, not a curated record